UUGUACAUACACGUGUUUGCGUACGUGAUAGAUGUUCAAUUUUUGGUAUUAUUUUCUUUCGUGUGUAGAUGUUCAUUUUAGUUCACCUACGUAGAGGUUCAGUUCAAUGAAGUAUGGAAUGAUGAUCUUUUCUUAUUGUAGUUUUUACAUGAAGUGAUCAGUGUUUAGAAUUUAGUUUUUAGUUUGUGCCUUGAAUUUUUCGUGAUAAUCUCCUCGACCAUGGUUGCUACUGCUGAAAGAAGUUUUCCUCGCGGUGGGACAAAACCAGGAGUUGCGUCACUCAAGAAACAAACAUUCAGCCUCUUUGGUAAGAAGAAAACGUCCAGUAAGAAACCCAGCAGGAAGCAACAAAGGAAAUUAAAGAAAGGAGCUGUAUCAAAAGUAACAAAGGUCCCUAAAACUUACACUGCAGUAGGUAAAACUGUGAAAAAAUUGACCUAUAAGGAACUAAUUGAAGGAAUGCUGGUUUUGGGAUGUGUGAAAGAAGUACGGGAAUAUGACCUGUCUGUUAAUCUUCCUGGUUGUCUUGUGGCGAAAGUACCAGUGACAAAUAUCUCUGCUGCGUACACAUCAGUUCUUCAGUCACUGACUGAAGGAAAAUCUCCAGAUGGUGAUUUCUACAAGUUACGUCAGAUAUUUUUGGAAGGCCAGCAUGUUGUUUGCAAAGUAACUCAGGUCCGUCGUACAGAUACUGGUGGCCACAGAGUAACUGCAACAUUGGCUCCUCAUGAAUUGCAUGCAGACUGCCCACCAGCAUCUCUUGUUGUGCAAGGAACUGUCUUAACAACAGCAGUAAAGAGUGUGGAAGAUCAUGGCUAUGUUAUGGACACAGGCAUGUUUGGUGUCCGUGCUUUUUUGAAAAAGGAUUUUGCGAAAGAGUAUGAGAGAGUAUGGAACUCUGGAAGACCGCUUGGUGUGGGACAGCUGGUGCGAUGCGUGGUGUCCAAAGCUGUCAGUGCAGGGAACAUAACAACUGUUUCACUUACAGCUGUACCCAAUGCUGUAGCAAGUGCAGUGCAAGAGGACACUCCUCUUCAUUGUUUACUUCCAGGUGCUCUUGUUAAUAUUACCAUUGCAGAGGUGCUGAGAAAUGGACUUCGUGUGUUGUAUAAUGAUGACAAAGUUGGCUAUAUCUCUGAGAGGCACCUGUCAACACCUGGCAAGAAGCUGCAAAAUUAUUCUGUUGGCAGUGAGUUAAAAGCGAGGCUCCUGUAUAUCCUGCCUACUGUUAAGAUUGCAUACUUUUCUUUUGACCCUACAAUAUUAUCAGCAGAUCUACCAAUGUCACCAUUCACUACAAUUAAUAUUGGGGAAAUUAUUGUCAAAGCAAAGGUGAUUGGUAUUGAUGCGAAUGGUGUAAGCAUUCGACUUGGAAAAAAGAACCAGGGUUUAAGAGGUUUAGUUUCAAUGUUCCGUAUUCGUAAGGAACUUUCAAAAGAACCAGAAGUAUCACUUAUUAAAAGAUUGGGAAGGCUAUACCCUAUAGGUGCAAAACAGAAGUGCAAAGUCAUAGGAUACGAUUUCAUGGAAAGGUUAUUUUUCUGCACAUUUGAGAAAAAUCAGUUAGAUCAUCAGCCUCUUGGCAAAAAUCCACUAUCUCUGGGGCAGAAGGUACGAUGCAUAGUGAAAAAAAUUGUCAAAAGUGGUCUUGCUGUGCAGGUUACACAUGGCAAGAAGUUAUUUGAUGCUACUGUGCCACCACUGCAUAUGUCUGACGUGCCACUGCAACAUCCAGAAAAGAAGUUUACAACGGGAUUAAAAUUCAAUGGAAGGGUUUUGUCAUUGAAGGAUGGCAAGUUGCGGCUGACUCUCAAACCUUCAUUAGUGUCUUCAAAGGUGCCUCCUGUAACAAAGCCUGACGAUUUAAUACCCGGUCUAGAAUGUGAAGGUGUAAUUGUGCAUCUAUCAGAGAAAGGUGCAUUGAUAGCGUUUUAUGGAGAUGCUCGUGGUUGGCUACCUGCCAAAAAAAUCAGUGUGGAGCGUGUAAAUCCAGCUACAGUUUUUUAUCUUGGACAAGUGGUUUGCUGUUAUGUUGAUGAAGUUAACUUGGAUAAAAAUAGUGUAAUCCUUACACUAUUGCCUCAUGGAAAAGCCAGUACUCAUACAAAUAUUAAAUUUGGAACUGCUUACAACUUGGUGGUGAAAAGUGUCCAACCUGAUGGCCUGCAUGUAGCUGUUGAAGGAGUCAGUGCAGCGGUUGAGGGGCUCGUGCCAUUGCAUCUGUUAAGUGACCACACUGGACUGUUACAUCUGUUACUACAAACAUUCCAGACAGGAGAAACUUUGCAUAAUGUGUUUUGUUGUGAGGAGGGUUUGCAUCCGAAAUUCACCCUGAGGCAGUCACUUAAUGAUUUCUUCAAUUGGUGGGCAUCAAGAACUGAUAACACUGUUGGUUGGGAAGCACUUGAGAAAGAUCUUAUUGUGCCAAGUGUUGUCACUAAAGUUGAAGAAAAAGGUGUUAGUGUACAGCUUCUCUUUCCAGGCAUACACAACAAUUUCUUUAUCCCUGUUAAGGACCUCAGUGAUGUUGGAAAGAGUGUCACUGAAUUAGGUAUUCAACAGAACCACGUAUUAACUGUUAAAAUUCUCAGAAUUGUUGCAAAUAAAAACAAACUUGUGCUAUCUGCAAAGGUGUCUCACUGUUGGAAUGGCAAUAUUCAAGAUGGUGUGCUGUUAUUGGCUAGCUAUUUGCAUGACAAGCAGCGAAUAUUACACCAUCUGAGUGAGAAGAAUGAGCCACUAGCACAUCUAAAACCUGGUAUGAUUGUUGAAGGUUGUGUCUCAUCAGUUUCAAGCUUGGGUGCUGUUUUGCAACUUACGUCUGGUGUUCGAGCUGUUGUUGAAUCUCAUCAUUAUAAUCCAGAUAUCAAAACAGAAGUUGGUGCAAAAGUAACAGGUAAAGUUAUCAUGGUUGAUGUUGGGCACAAUUGUGUUGAUGUAACUCUUCGCCCUGAUGUGCUAGAUAGGAUUGGCACCAACCAAGAUCUUUCAGAGUUAGAGGCUGGACUCAGUGUACGUGCUGAGACAUUAUUAGUGAAACCAGAAUGUGUCAUUGUGAGCUUGCGUGGAGUUGGCUUGUACAAUCUUGCAUCAGUCCCCACCAGACGACAUAUCAAUGAUAUACUUCCUUUUACACUUCUCUUUAGCCUGGGAAAAGUGUCAAAAGUUGUCCUGCAACUUGUUGAAAAUGAUCUCAUCAUUGUCCUGCCAAAAACUUAUGUAACAAAGCCACAACUUCUGAAAAAAACAAAUAUGUUAUACCAUGACAUGCUGGUGGCUAAAAAUUCUGGUACUGAAAAUAAAUCUGAAAUUGUAUCAGUGGACAUUAUGGAAGGGUCUGAUGUUGAGAAGAAACAACUUCUGAUAGAAGACGUUGGAAUCAAAAAGGAAUUGGAGAGCAGUGGAGUUGAUGCAGGUGUCACCGAUAUUAACAGUGACAAAAGGCAAAAAAACAGAAAGAGGAAAAUUUCAGAGACAGAACAGCAGUGCAGUCUCCUUGACAGUCAUGGAAGUAAAAGCAUAGCAACACCGAGUAAGGCGAAGGAAGCCACUACUAACAAAAACAAUGAGACUUCUCCUCCCAAAAGAAAAUUACAGGUGCCUCACAGCAGUUUUAAGGAGGAAACUGAUAGUGAGUGUGUCCAUCCUGAUGAAUCUCAUCUUCAAGACUCAGUCAGUGGUUGUCCAGAGUUUCCACUGUCCCCAAAGAAGAAAUUAAAAGAUUCCUCUUUUCACACAGAUUGUACUGGAACUGAAGUCAAACCCUUGGGCUCAGGCACUACAUUUAUUUGGAAUGCUGAUCCAUCCAUGUUACCAGCUGUAAGAGUUGUUCAGGCACAGAAUGAGAGUUCCAGUGAUGAGGGUGAUGACCAAGAAGUUAGUAGCAAAAAGCGGAAAAAAUUAUCAGCAGCUGAACGACGUGAGCUAGCUCGUCAGGAAGAGGAGAAACUACGAGAAGCAGAAAGACGUCUUGCUGAUUCGCAACUUGUACCACAGUCUGCAGAUGACUUUGACCGUCUUGUUCUAGCUUCACCCAACAGCUCCAUGUGCUGGAUCAAAUACAUGGCAUUCCAUUUACAGGCAACAGAGAUAGAGAAAGCUAGGGCAGUUGCCUUCCGUGCCCUGAAAACUAUUUCGUUUCGUGAAGAGCAAGAGAAACUGAAUGUGUGGGUAGCGUUGCUCAAUUUAGAAAACUUAUAUGGCACAAAGGAAAGCCUUGAUAAAGUUUUAGAAGAUGCUGUGCAGGCCAAUGAUCCUUUCAAGGUUAAUAUGCAAAUGUUGCAAAUUUAUGCUGAUAGUGGUAAACUGCAGGAGGUUGACCAAUUGAUUGGACAAAUAAUGAAACGAUUCAGCAGCAACAAGGAAAUGUGGCUGCAUGCUGGUGGAGUGCUGAUGCGACUUGGGCAGUUGGAUAAAGCUCGUGAUCUCCUACAGAAAGCUCUUUCAAAGCUUGAUAAGAAGCUACAUGUGGAAGUAAUUUCAAGGUUUGCUCAUCUGGAAAACAAACAUGGAUCAGCAGAACGGGCUCAGACACUAAUGGAACACAUUUUAGCAUCAUACCCUAAGAGAGUGGAUGUGUGGUGUAGUUAUGUUGAUAUGCUUGUCAAAGCAGAACAGUUUGAAAUUGCCAGGAAAGUAUUAGAAAGAGCUGUUGCCCAACACCUCCCUGUUCGAAAAAUGAAAGCGCUCUUCAAGAAGUUUCUUCAGUUUGAAGAACAGCAUGGUACACCAGAAGGAGCUGAACGAGUUCGGCAGAUGGCAUUGGACUAUGUUGAAUCAAGUACAGUUGCAUGUGAAAGUGAAGCAAAAGACUAGCAUUGUGACUUUUUACAUUUCACAUGAAAUAAUUGUGUGUACAUUGCAACCAGUGUGCAAAACUGGUCACCAUUUUAUGUACCCGAGUGCUUACGUUUCCUGAUAAUGUGUAAAAAUGAUUUUAUAUGAACAGAAUAAAAUAUUUAUUGAAUAGACAAA
Messenger RNA from Schistocerca piceifrons (Central American locust), 4974 nucleotides. It is a transcript of the gene Rrp5, whose product is annotated as protein RRP5 homolog. Gene Ontology annotation, cellular component: small-subunit processome; nucleus; nucleolus. Gene Ontology annotation, molecular function: RNA binding; protein binding. NCBI's taxonomy places the organism in Eukaryota, Metazoa, Arthropoda, Insecta, Orthoptera, Acrididae. The transcript is spliced from 23 exons. Gene Ontology annotation, biological process: rRNA processing. The record is from RefSeq and is a predicted model, not a curated record. Bases 220 to 4815 code for a protein of 1531 amino acids.